This is a messenger RNA of Exophiala oligosperma, 2123 nucleotides long. RefSeq lists its product as uncharacterized. The transcript is spliced from 3 exons. The record is from RefSeq and is a predicted model, not a curated record. Gene Ontology annotation, cellular component: P-body. Gene Ontology annotation, molecular function: mRNA binding. NCBI's taxonomy places the organism in Eukaryota, Fungi, Ascomycota, Eurotiomycetes, Chaetothyriales, Herpotrichiellaceae. Gene Ontology annotation, biological process: cytoplasmic stress granule assembly; P-body assembly. Bases 90 to 1784 code for a protein of 564 amino acids.
CAAAUACAUUCUUCACGCGAUCUAAUCUUUCCUUCUCUCAUGUAAUAUUAGUCCCUCUUUCCUGAACAGCGCGCGCUCACUUCGCGAUUAUGGACAUGGAUCAUUUGAUCGGUCAGAGGUUCAACCUCAUCUCAAAAAGUGAAAUUCGCUAUGUCGGUACGCUUCACGAAAUAAACCCUGAACAAUCUACAAUCGCGCUCGAGAACGUCUAUUCCUUUGGUACCGAAGAUCGGCAAGCCGAGAAAUUCAUUCCACCUUCACAGCAGAAAUAUGGCUUCAUCAUUUUUCGAGGCAGCGAUGUCAAGGAUAUCAAGGUCGCAGAGGAGGAACAAUCACAAACAUCUCCUCCUCCAAGCAUGCCAAAUGACCCAGCUAUUCUGAACGCGUCUCAGCCAGGUCCACCACCUCCUGGUCCUCCACGCGAACAUUUCUCUCCUCCUGGCUACCCUCCACACCCUCCCUUCGGUGGCUUCUAUCCUCCUGGUCAAUUUGGCCGAGGAUAUGGACCACCUCCUGGUGGAUUCGGACCUCCUGGACCUGGCUUCUCACCUUACGGUCCUCCCCCGCCUGGAUAUUUUGGUCCUCCAGGACAGGGCUUCCCACAAGGUCCUGGACCCCAGUUUCAACCCCCUCCACCUCCCAUUGGGCCCCCAGGGCAGCGUCAUGAUGGACCUCCACCACCAUCUCAACUUCCACAAGAUCCUCAUUCUCGACCUUCUGCGAAUGCUCCGAACAACAACCUCACUUCAGAACUGCCAGUUGACAACAAAGCUGCCCAAUCUCCCUUCCCUGUACCAGCAAAAGAUGCCCCCUCACAAUCAAAGCCAACGGCUGCUCAAGUCGCAGCUAGGCCGCCACCACCAAGCACUAGCUCCGAGACGACGCAAAGAAAGGCUGCAGGACCAGGUCCCAAGUCCAACAAAGUCGCCCCAGCAGUUCCUUUCACAGUGAACCAAAAAGUGUUCACUCCCCCAGUAGUACCGGCAGCAGAUGGGCCAGCAACAAAUGGCGCUGCUGGUAAACUUGCAAAGCCCGCGCCGUCUCAAUCUGCAAUGGAUGAGGCCGCCAGACAAGCUAAAGAAGCUGUAGCAGCAGCUAUGGCAAAGCUAAAUCCCCAAGCAGCAGCUAGUUCGCAGACCAAACAAGCCGCCCCUCCAGCAUCUGUUGAUGCAAUAACGAGGCAAAUGGCAGAAGUGUCCACCUCAGGCACCACGAAUGGGACAGUACGUGGAGGUAGAGGUUCAUUCCGCGGCCAACGAGGCGGACGUGGCAGUGGAGCCAAGAAGAUCGAAAUACCAAAGUCUGACUAUGACUUUGAGUCCGCUAAUGCGAAAUUUAACAAGGAAGAUCUGAUCAAAGAAGCUAUUGCGACUGGCUCUCCACCUGUUGCUGGGGUCGAGGAGAGCGCAGUAACCGAUACACUUGACGGUGAUGUGACAGCCCCUACACCGCAGAGAAAGGACAGCCUGAACGCUGCCCCAGCUUACAACAAAUCGAGUUCAUUCUUCGACAAUAUUUCCUCCGAAGCAAGAGAUCGGGAGGAUGGUGAUCGUGGCACAGGCAGGCAAAUUCGAAGCGAAGAAUUCAAAAAGAACAUGGAAACCUUCGGUCAAGGAAAUGUCGAUGGUGGCUACCGAGGACGCGGAAGGGGUGGCUAUGGCCGGGGUCGUCAAUAUGGAGGUAAUUACCGUGGUGGCUAUGGAAAUCGCGGAUACGGCUAUCGAGGCAACAGAGGCCGUGGCGGUCAGGGACAGGUCCCUGAUCAGACUCAAGCUCAGUCCUAGGUUUGUGUGCAUUUCAGCUGGCUUUUCAUUACCAUUUCAUCAAUGAACUUUGGUGGGAAGUGGUCUUCUUGCACAGCGGGGAAAAUUAAGGGUGGGAAGCAUUUGUACAAUACCUGGCCUUCGGUUUCGGUUGGCGUUGCCUUGUACUUUUCUCAUACAGAAAAGGUAGAAGGAUAUGAAUGAAACGGGGACGGAUACGAAAUGAGCCGAUCUUAAGGCAAGGAUAACAAUCGAGAUACCUCUCAAACAUGGCUAUUUAAGUUCCAGGAAACUGCCAUUAAAAGAAGUCAUGAACAAUGAAUUUGAAUGAAGAGAACCAGGAAGAUAUCGUGCAGCCGA